CCGCCGCCAGCUGCCGGGCACCAUGCGAGCCGCCCCGAGCCUCCUCCGCCGCGGCGUCUGCCUGCUGCUCGCCGCGAUCCUGGACCUGGCGCGCGGGUACCUGACAGUCAACAUUGAGCCUCUCCCCCCUGUGGUGGCUGGGGAUGCCGUGACCUUGAAGUGUAACUUCAAGACGGAUGGUCGCAUGCGCGAGAUCGUGUGGUACCGGGUGACGGACGGUGGCACCAUCAAGCAGAAGAUCUUUACCUUCGACGCCAUGUUCUCCACCAACUACUCGCACAUGGAGAACUACCGCAAGCGGGAGGACCUUGUGUACCAGUCCACUGUGAGGCUGCCUGAAGUCCGGAUCUCGGACAACGGUCCCUACGAGUGCCACGUGGGCAUCUACGACCGUGCCACGAGGGAGAAGGUGGUCCUGGCUUCAGGCAACAUCUUCCUCAACGUCAUGGCUCCUCCCACCUCCAUCGAAGUGGUGGCCGCUGACACGCCAGCCCCCUUCAGCCGCUACCAAGCCCAGAACUUCACGCUGGUCUGCAUCGUGUCCGGAGGGAAGCCAGCGCCUAUGGUUUAUUUCAAACGAGAUGGGGAACCCAUCGAUGCAGUGCCCCUAUCAGAGCCGCCGGCUGCGAGCUCUGGCCCCCUCCAGGACAGCAGGCCCUUCCGCAGCCUCCUGCACCGUGACCUGGACGACACCAAGAUGCAGAAGUCACUAUCCCUCCUGAACGGCGAAAACCGGGGCGGACGACCCUACACGGAGCGCCCCGCCCGCAGCCUGACCCCAGAUCCCAGCAUCCUCCUCCAGCCAACCACGGAGAACAUCCCGGAGACGGUCGUGAGCCACGAGUUCCCCCGCUGGGUCCACAGCGCUGAGCCCAUCUACUUCCUGCGCCACAGCCGCACCCCGGGCAGCGACGGCACCGUGGAGGUGCGCGCCCUGCUCACCUGGACCCUCAACCCGCAGAUCGACAACGAGGCACUCUUCAGCUGCGAGGUCAAGCACCCAGCGCUGUCGAUGCCCAUGCAGGCAGAGGUCACGCUGGUGGCCCCUAAAGGACCCAAAAUCAUGAUGACGCCCAGCAGAGCCCGGGUAGGGGACACAGUGAGGAUUCUGGUCCAUGGAUUUCAGAACGAGGUCUUUCCGGAGCCCAUGUUCACAUGGACGCGGGUUGGGAGCCGCCUCCUGGACGGCAGCACCGAGUUCGACGGGAAGGAGCUGGUGCUGGAGCGGGUUCCGGCUGAGCUCAACGGCUCCAUGUACCGCUGCACAGCCCAGAACCCGCUGGGCUCCACCGACACGCACACCCGGCUCAUCGUGUUCGAAAACCCAAAUAUUCCAAGAGGAACGGAGGAAUUCCAUGGUUCCGCGUCCGGCCCUGCUGGCGCCCGGCUCACCUUGGUGCUCGCCCUGACAGUGGUCCUGGAGCUGACGUGAAGGCGCGCCCGCCCCGCCACUCCAUCGGCACUGACAUCUCCGCCAUUGGUUUUCAUUUCUUUUCUAAACUAUUUCCAGUCUUGUUCUUAGUAUCUUUCUGUCUGUGUCUUGGCUUCUUCAGUCGGUUUAAUUAAAACAAACAGAACGAUUUUCCCCA
Lemur catta (Ring-tailed lemur) is the source of this 1589-nucleotide messenger RNA. It is a transcript of the gene IGSF21, whose product is annotated as immunoglobin superfamily member 21. Gene Ontology annotation, cellular component: adherens junction. The coding region runs from base 23 to 1432 and encodes 469 amino acids. Lineage: Eukaryota; Metazoa; Chordata; Mammalia; Primates; Lemuridae. The transcript is spliced from 10 exons. Gene Ontology annotation, biological process: heterophilic cell-cell adhesion; homophilic cell-cell adhesion. The record is from RefSeq and is a predicted model, not a curated record.